Messenger RNA from Schistocerca piceifrons (Central American locust), 1299 nucleotides. Its product is annotated as vitamin K-dependent protein C-like. The transcript has 6 exons. Gene Ontology annotation, molecular function: serine-type endopeptidase activity. Bases 145 to 1083 code for a protein of 312 amino acids. Gene Ontology annotation, biological process: proteolysis. Lineage: Eukaryota; Metazoa; Arthropoda; Insecta; Orthoptera; Acrididae. The record is from RefSeq and is a predicted model, not a curated record.
GGGGCGGCGUCCACGGUGUUCGUGGUGCGCGUGACGCGCGGCCUGCGCGGCUACAACAGCCGCCUGUUCGGCCGCUGGAGCCGCUGGUCCGACUGCUCAGACUCGUGCACCACGCACCGCACUAGGUGGUGCAAAAGGCCUCCUAUGUGUGGUGCCGAUAUUGUCCGGGAGGAGGCCUACUGCUACAUGGAGAACAGUAGCUGCCAGCGCUGGAUCCAGAGGCAUAUCUGGAGGCAGGUGCCCGAUGCAGAAUCUUCACAAGAGUCCGAGGAAAAUGCUCUUGAUGAUGGAAACUCGCUGGAAGCAGAGUCUGAUGACAUCUGGCAGUGUGGAGUGCCUGCAGGGAACAAAGGUAGCCCAGCCUGGUCACUCACGAGGAUUGUCGGAGGAAGGCCUGCGAGCAAAGGCAGGUGGCCGUGGCAAGUCGCUAUACUCAACAGGUACAAGGAAGUGUUCUGUGGAGGAACAUUGGUCGCUCCCCGCUGGGUGCUCACAGCGGCUCACUGCCUGAGGCGCCGCAUGUACGUGCGUCUGGGUGAACACGACAUAUCACAGCAUGAAGGCACAGAAAUUGAAUUAAAGGUGGAGGCAGCGAUCUCACACCCAUCCUACGAUGAUGAAACAGUGGACAGUGACCUCGCACUGCUCCGAUUGCCCUUUGCCAUAAGGCCCAGUCGCUACCAAGGGUUAGCCUGUCUUCCUGAACAGGGGCAAAUCCUUCCUGCUGUUGGCUCAAAGUGUACAGUGAUUGGCUGGGGGAAAGCCCAGGCUCAUGAUCCAUUUGGAACAGAUCUGCUGCAUGAGGUCCAGGUUCCUAUAGCUCGCUUGGAGUUAUGUCGUCGAGUAUAUCGUGAAUACCGGAUUACAGACAACAUGUUUUGUGCUGGUUACCUCAACGGCCGACGUGAUAGCUGUGCUGGAGAUUCAGGAGGUCCCCUUCUGUGUCGCUCUCGAGGGAGAUGGACAAUAUUUGGAAUAACAAGUUUUGGUGAAGGUUGUGGCAAGAAACGACGUUUUGGUAUUUAUACACGUCUCUCCAAUUAUGUUGAGUGGAUACGCGAUGUCAUUGGCAAUGGACAUUAGUCUGAUAGCGCCCACAGAGACCUUUGUUCUGUGUCUUAAUACUGCAUUGCCUCUAUUAUUGCUAUGAGCACUUGUGCCAGUAAACUGAGCUGAAGCAGACACUUCUGAAUAAGAAGAAAAUUGAAUCCAUCAAAUAUUUUUAUUAGUGGCUGUAUCAGCCAUGAUAAUCAUCUCACGAAACAAAAAAAAAAAAAAAAAAAAGCAUUAUUUGCUUAA